Molecule: messenger RNA, 1476 nt
Organism: Capronia coronata CBS 617.96
Lineage: Eukaryota; Fungi; Ascomycota; Eurotiomycetes; Chaetothyriales; Herpotrichiellaceae
Exons: 5
Coding region: 1-1476 (491 amino acids)
Source: RefSeq, a predicted model, not a curated record
AUGUCGUCCCCGGCGGAUGCGCUCGGCAUCAAACGAAAGUUGAGUCCAGACUCGGAGACUUCGGCGCAGCCCGUCUCGAAACAGCAGAGAGGAUCACCUGCGACGAUACCGAGCACAGCAUUAAGUUAUCCAGUCCGUUCUCGCGACGACGACGAUAACCCGGGCACAAACCGCAAUGUGGCAGCAGGCAACGUCGCAGAGCAGCAGCCGAGUUCCAAUGAAGAGCGUGGAGACACAGAAACAUCUUCCUCGGCCAGUGCUCGUGGCGACAUGGGAGAACUAGGGCCAGGCAUCAACGUGUCCACGGGCUCCAUCGCAGAAGAACAUAACAUUGACGAAGAAAACCGUCAGACUCCGCUUACAACUGACGAUGCAGCUAAAGCUCACGCCGAUAAGAUCAAGGCUGCCACCACCAGACUUUUGGACCUCGGUCGAAAUCGAAGAAUUCAAGCUAUUUUCCAGGAGGCAGAACAAUCGAACCCUAGCCUGCAUCCUCGAUCAACCACGAUGCAAGAGUCAGGAUCACAAGUCCAUCAGGAGCCGGGAGCUCGCAUGGAGCAAGUGUCACGCCAGAAUGCAGAAACAACCACCGGUGCUGGUAUGGCCGAUAUGGCGACGCCGACAACCCUCCCUCUCCCGUCGACUGUCACAACUCAAGCGACCUCUGGAGCUUCAGGAGCCCCGGCCCGUCGAAGAGUCUCACGUCGAGCUAGGACUGCAGUUACGGCUCCGGCUAUCACAGCACCUGUCACUGCGCCGGCCGUCCCUGUCCCAGUCCCAGCCAUGCCUGCCACACCCGUCCCGGCCUUCGCCAAUCCGGUACCCAUGGCGCCUGCCCUACCUCUACCGUUUCAGCCAAUGCCGGUGCUUCCAGCACUGCUCGACAGCGUAAUGGCCUAUUUGCCGCCCGACAAUGACUCCUACGUCAAUCUGCUGACUCCGGCGGAGUUCGAGUCGGUGUCGCAGCAGCAUUGGCAACUGCUAGUGCCCCGAGUGCAGGGAAGGUUCAACCCAUUCAUACUCUAUGAUGACCAGAUUCAUUAUCUGCCAGGACACAGUGUGGAAGCACGGGUCCAGGCUAUGAACCUUGGUCUUUUCAUUCCGAGGAUCGACAUCAGCAUAACCAAUGUCACGGACCGGUGGAUUCAUCCAGCACACGGUGAGGACGUUGCCACACUCAGACAACUCAUUCCGGAAUACUACAGCACUCAGCUCUUCCUUCACUACCAGCUUCGAACGCUGCGCAAUGGGGUCGAUCGCGAUUUUGCCAUUGAAUGGUGGUGGCAAGUCACUCCUGAACGGGCCAGCCGUAUCCCUGUCACUCAUCCCACCAACAUGUUAGAGUUCGAGCGCUAUGUCUCGGCCUUGAGAGAUGAGGUCAGAUUCAUGGUCGAGCGACGACUUCCCCAGGGCUUCUUCCUUCCUCGGGUGCUGAUUGGUCGGUUUUUCGGUCUAGGUUGGUGGAGCCCGGUCUGA